GCUCCGCCGCCUAGCCGCGCCCGAGCCAGCCCCGCGGCAGGAAAGCAUGAAGGGAGCCACCAGGCAUCUCAAUGGAGAGGAGGACGCCGGCGGGAGGGAAGACUCCAUCCUCGAUGGGUCCUGCAGUGACCAGUCCUCCGACUCGCCCCCAAUCCUGGAGGCCAUCCGCACCCCCGAGAUCAGAGGCCGAAGAUGAAGCCUGAGACUCUCCAAGAGGGAGGUGUCCAGUCUGCUAAGCUAUACGCAGGACUUGACGGGCAAUGGCGACGGGGAAGAUGGGGAUGGCUCUGACACCCCAGUGAUGCCGAAGCUCUCCCGGGAAACCAGGACUCGGUCAGAAAGCCCAGCUGUCCGAACCCGAAAUAACAACAGUGCCUCCAGCAGGGAGAGGCACCGGCCUUCCCCACGUUCCACCCGAGGCCGGCAGGGCCGCAGCCAUGUGGAGGAGUCCCCCGUGGAGUUCCCGGCUACCAGGUCCCUGAGACGGUGGGCGACAGCAUCGGCAGGCACGCCAUGGUCGUCCCCUCCCAGCCCUUACCUCACCAUCGACCUCACAGACGAUACAGAGGACACAGAUGUGAUGCCCCAGAGCAGCAGUACCCCCUACACCCGCCCAGCCCAGGACAGCCAGCAGGAGGGCAUGGAGUCCCCGCAGGUGGAGGCAGACAGUAGAGAUGGAGACAGUUCAGAGUAUCAGGAUGGGAAGGAGUUUGGAAUAGGGGACCUCGUGUGGGGGAAGAUCAAGGGCUUCUCCUGGUGGCCCGCCAUGGUGGUAUCUUGGAAGGCCACCUCCAAGCGACAGGCCACGUCGGGCAUGCGGUGGGUCCAGUGGUUUGGCGAUGGCAAGUUCUCCGAGGUCUCUGCAGACAAACUGGUGGCACUGGGGCUGUUCAGCCAGCACUUUAAUUUGGCCACCUUCAAUAAGCCCGUCUCCUAUCGAAAAGCCAUGUACCAUGCUCUGGAGAAAGCUAGGGUGCGAGCUGGCAAGACCUUCCCCAGCAGCCCUGGAGACUCAUUGGAGGACCAGCUGAAGCCCAUGCUGGAGUGGGCCCACGGGGGCUUCAAGCCCACUGGGAUCGAGGGCCUCAAACCCAACAACACGCAACCAGUGAACAAGACUCGAAGACGCACAGCUGACGACUCAGCCGCCUCUGACUACUGUCCCCCACCCAAGCGCCUCAAGACAAAUUGCUAUAACAACGGCAAAGACCGAGGGGAUGAAGAUCAGACCCGAGAACAAAUGGCUUCAGAUGUUGCCAACAACAAGAGCAGCCUGGAAGAUGGCUGUUUGUCUUGUGGCAGGAAAAAUCCCGUGUCCUUUCACCCUCUCUUUGAGGGAGGCCUCUGUCAGACAUGCCGGGAUCGGUUCCUCGAGCUGUUUGACAUGUAUGAUGAUGACGGCUAUCAGUCUUACUGCACUGUGUGCUGUGAGGGCCGAGAGCUGCUGCUCUGCAGCAACACAAGCUGCUGCCGGUGCUUCUGUGUGGAGUGCUUGGAGGUGCUGGUGGGCACAGGCACAGCGGCCGAGGCCAAGCUGCAGGAGCCCUGGAGCUGCUGCAUGUGCCUCCCGCAGCGCUGUCACGGCAUCCUGCGGCGCCGGAAGGACUGGAACGUGCGCCUACAGGCCUUCUUCGCCAGUGACACGGGGCUUGAAUAUGAAGCCCCCAAGCUGUACCCUGCCAUUCCCGCAGCCCGAAGGCGGCCCAUUCAAGUCCUGUCUCUGUUUGAUGGAAUCGCAACAGGCUACCUAGUCCUCAAAGAGUUGGGCAUAAAGGUGGGAAAGUACGUCGCCUCCGAAGCGUGUGAGGAGUCCAUCGCUGUCGGAACCGUGAAGCACGAGGGGAAUAUCAAAUACGUGAACGAUGUGAGGAACAUCACAAAGAAAAAUAUUGAAGAAUGGGGCCCAUUUGACUUGGUGAUUGGUGGAAGCCCAUGCAAUGAUCUCUCAAAUGUGAAUCCAGCCAGGAAAGGCCUAUAUGAGGGCACAGGCCGGCUCUUCUUUGAAUUUUACCACCUGCUGAAUUACUCACGCCCCAAGGAGUGUGAUGACCGGCCGUUCUUCUGGAUGUUUGAGAAUGUUGUAGCCAUGACGGUUGGCGACAAGAGGGACAUCUCGCGGUUCCUGGAGUGUAAUCCAGUGAUGAUUGAUGCCAUCAAAGUUUCUGCUGCUCACAGGGCCCGAUAUUUUUGGGGCAACCUUCCUGGGAUGAACAGGCCCGUGAUGCUGCAGGACUGCUUGCAAUACAAUGGGAUAGCCAAGUUAAAGAAAGGACAGACAAUAACCACCAAGUCGAACUCAAUCAAACAGGGGAAAAACCAACUUUUCCCUGUUGUCAUGAAUGGCAAAGAAGAUGUUCUGUGGUGCUGCGCUGAGCUCGAAAGGAUCUUUGGCUUUCCUGUGCACUACACAGACGUUUCCAACAUGGGCCGUGGCGCCCGCCAGAAGCUGCUGGGAAGGUCCUGGAGUGUGCCUGUCAUCCGACACCUCUUCGCCCCUCUGAAGGACUACUUUGCAUGCGAAUAGUUCCAGCCAGGCCCCAAAGCCACGGGGUGUGUGGCAGAGCCAGGACCGAGGAGGUGUGAUUCCUGAAGGCAUCCCCAGGCCCUGCUCUUCCUGAGCUCUGUGGGCCAUACCAUGUACCUCAGUUCCCUCCUCCUCAGUGGGGGCAGAGCCACCUGACUCUCUUACAGGGGGAGCCCAAGGUGCCGCCUCCUGGUGCACAAUUCAGACCUGGCUGCCUGGAGCAGCCAAACACGGUGCUCAUUUUUUCCUUCUCUUAAUACUUUAAAACUUGAA
Sapajus apella (tufted capuchin) is the source of this 2797-nucleotide messenger RNA. Its product is annotated as DNA (cytosine-5)-methyltransferase 3B-like. The record is from RefSeq and is a predicted model, not a curated record. Lineage: Eukaryota; Metazoa; Chordata; Mammalia; Primates; Cebidae. Gene Ontology annotation, molecular function: DNA (cytosine-5-)-methyltransferase activity, acting on CpG substrates; DNA binding. Gene Ontology annotation, cellular component: nucleus. Gene Ontology annotation, biological process: negative regulation of transcription by RNA polymerase II.